Molecule: messenger RNA, 654 nt
Organism: Apodemus sylvaticus (European woodmouse)
Lineage: Eukaryota; Metazoa; Chordata; Mammalia; Rodentia; Muridae
Product: C-type lectin domain family 2 member E-like
Exons: 5
Coding region: 1-654 (217 amino acids)
Cellular component (GO): external side of plasma membrane
Source: RefSeq, a predicted model, not a curated record
AUGAGUGAUGCAAAGAUUGAAGAAGCCUCUAUGGGCAUGCUGAAGACAGACCUCACUGCUGCAGACUGCCUGCAGGAGGGAGAAGUGGGUAAAAAACUCCAAGUAAAAUGUCUCAGAAUUUUCUCCUCCAAGUUGCUUGUUAAGCUUUACUGCUGCUAUGGAGUGAUCACAGUCCUCACUAUGGCCGUAGUUGCUCUUUCUGUUGCUUUGUCAGUGAGAAAGAAAAAAACAGUCACGGAAAGCUGUGAACCUUGCUAUGCCACAUGCCCAAGUGGCUGGAUUGGGUUUGGAAGUAAAUGCUUUUAUUUUUCUGAAGACAUGGGAAACUGGACAUUUAGCCAGUCCUCCUGCAUGGCACUAGAUGCCCAUCUAGCUCUGUUUGACAGCCUGGAAGAGCUGCAUUUUCUGAAGAGAUACAAGGGGACUUCUGACCACUGGAUUGGCCUGCACAGAGAGUCAGCAGAACACCCUUGGAUGUGGACAGACAACACUGAGUAUAACAACUUGGUUCUCACCCGAGGAGGAGGAGGAGAAUGUGCCUACUUGAGUGACAAGGGAAUCGACAGCAGCAGGGGCUACACACAUAAAAAAUGGAUUUGUAACAAGCCCAACAUCUACACCUUACAGUGCCCAGUAGUUGUAGAUCCAGGCUAG